GCGAAUUCAAAAGGAAAGUAUAACCGGCUCCGUAGAUUCACAAAGAAUAAGACUUACUCUGACCAUAUCAGUGGAUAAGGUCGAGUUUGAUCCGCAAGGGGGAUUAUUAAGAGUUCGAGGGCGGAUUGUUGCCGAAAAUAAACAUGUUAAAAUGGGCACAUAUCAUACAAUUGAUCUUGAAUUAAAUCGAAAUUUCACACUAACCAAACAAGAAUGGGAUAUUAUUGCACUUGAGCGUAUCGGAGAGGCCUGCGAUAUCACCAAGCAGGCAGAUGUAGCUGCUAUUGUUCUUCAAGAGGGUCUAGCAAACAUAUGUUUGGUUACGCGGAACAUGACCUUAGUGCGGCAAAGAAUUGAACAUUCAAUACCUAAGAAACGCAAGGGAUCAACAUCGAAUUAUGAAAAGGGGCUCCAAAAAUUUUAUGAACAAGUCCUGCAAGCAAUCUUAAAUCAUGUAAAUUUUGAAGUAGUCAAAGCUGUUAUCUUAGCUAGUCCGGGCUUUGUCAAGCACGCACUGCAAGAAAUUCUUCAAGACACAGCCAUACAAAGUCAAUUAUCAGAUACUAAAUAUGCGAAGGAAGUAAUAGCCUUAGACAGAUUCUACAAAAUGUUAAACGAAGAUCAAGACAGAGCCUUUUACGGCUGGGAUCAUGUCAAAAAGGCAGAAGAAAGAGGUGCCAUCGGAACGUUGCUUCUUUCAGAUGAACUUUUCAG
This is a messenger RNA of Acaulospora colombiana, 714 nucleotides long. The record is from the annotation of a GenBank genome assembly. NCBI's taxonomy places the organism in Eukaryota, Fungi, Glomeromycota, Glomeromycetes, Diversisporales, Acaulosporaceae.